Molecule: messenger RNA, 6487 nt
Organism: Sardina pilchardus (European sardine)
Lineage: Eukaryota; Metazoa; Chordata; Actinopteri; Clupeiformes; Clupeidae
Gene: cntnap2b
Product: contactin associated protein 2b
Exons: 25
Coding region: 1-3951 (1316 amino acids)
Source: RefSeq, a predicted model, not a curated record
AUGUGGCGGUUCCCCAGACCUGGGGUAACGUUAUUGCUGUGGAUACUUGGAGUCCUCGGCAACCUAAGCACAGCGCGCUCAGCAUCCCAAACAUGUGACGAGGUGUUGGCCACCCCGCUACCGUACAGCGCGUUCACGGGGUCCUCGGUGCUGACCGGUGACUAUGGGGCCGGCUACGCCAAACUCAACAGGAGAGGAGGAGCUGGGGGCUGGUCGCCGCUGGACUCGGACCGCUACCAGUGGCUCCAAGUGGACCUCCGGGGCAGGAAGCAGAUCAAUGCCAUAGCAACGCAGGGCCGAUACAGCAGCUCUGACUGGACCAAGCAGUACCGGUUCCUGUACAGUGACACAGGCAGCAACUGGAGGGCCUACCGGCAGGACGGCACCAUAUGGACGUUUUCUGGGAACUGGAACUCGGAGAAGGCGGUGAGGCACAACCUGCAGUACUCCAUCGUGGCACGCUACCUGCGCUUCAUCCCCUUGGAGUGGAGCGAGGAGGGGCGCAUCGGGCUGCGCGUGGAGGUCUACGGCUGUGCCUACUGGACUGACGUGAUCAGCUUUGAUGGCCAGGGAGUAAUGUCCUACCGCUUCCGGGCGAAGAAGAUGCGCAUCCUGAAGGACCUGAUCUCCCUGAAGUUUAAGACGACCAAAGGGGACGGGAUCCUCCUGCACGGAGAGGGACAGCAAGGGGACUACCUCUCCCUGGAGCUCCAAAGGGCCAGGCUGCUGCUCCAGAUCAACCUAGGCAGUAAUCAGUAUGGCUCCAUCCAGGGCCACACUGCUGUGUCCAGUGGUAGUCUCCUAGACGAUGACCACUGGCACAGCGUAGUGAUCCAGCGUUAUCGUCGGAGCGUCAACUUCACCCUGGACCAGCACGUCCACAGCUUCCGAACCAAUGGAGAGUUUGAUCAUCUCGACCUGGAUUACGAAAUCAGCUUUGGAGGCAUGGCAGUGUCCAGCAAGCCCAGCUCUGGAGGCAGAGACAACUUUGUGGGCUGCAUGGAGGGCAUUGUUUACAACGGAGACAAUAUCACUAACCUGGUCCGCAGGAAGAAACUGGACACCUCCAGCUUUCGCAAUCUGACGUUCUCCUGCGCAGAGUCGCACAUGUUCCCCGUGUUCUUCAACGCCACCAGUUUCGUGCUGCUGCCGGGGCGGAGCGAUGCGGACACGAUGUCGGUGAGCCUGAUGUUCCGCACGUGGAACCCCAAUGGGCUGCUGCUGUUCUCGCCGCUGGUCUACGGGGGCGUGGAGGUCAGCCUGAUGGACGGGAAGGUCAUCGUGCACAUCUACGUGUCCCAGAAACAGAGCACACGCGUGGACAUAUCCUCAGGGUCGGGGCUCAAUGAUGGUCAGUGGCACAGCGUCCACUUCCUGGCCCUGGAGAGCUUCGCCAUGCUGACCAUCGACGGCGACGAGAUGUCCUCGGUGCGGGCGGCCCUUCCUAUCAUGAUCAGGACGGGAGGCUCCUACUACUUUGGCGGCUACUUCCCCCGGACCACCCUGUCCCCCACGCAGAGGACCUUCCAGGGCUGCAUGCAGCUGAUCCACGUGGACGAGCAGCUGGUGGACCUGCAGGCGGUGGAGAAGGGCUCGCUGGGGACGUUCGAGAAUGUCAGCCUCGACAUGUGUGCCAUCAUAGACCGGUGUGUGCCCAAUCACUGUGAGCAUGGCGGUCGCUGCUCUCAGACGUGGGACUCCUUCAGCUGUGCCUGUGAGGGGACGGGCUACACCGGGGCCACCUGCCACACCUCUGUGUACGAGCAGUCCUGUGAGGAGUACAAGCACCUGGGGAGGACGUCCGACACCUACUGGAUCGACCCGGACGGCAGCGGCCCUCUGGAGCCGUUUAAAGUCAACUGUGUCAUGACGGAGGAUAAAGUGUGGACAACUGUGGCCAAUGACCUGCCUGCCCAGAGCCCAGUGAGUGCAGAGCUGGAGUCAGCCACGGUGCUGGAUCUCAACUACAGCAUGUCAACUGAACAGAUUAAUGCUAUCACCAGCAGUGCAGAACACUGUGAGCAGUACUUGGCCUAUGCCUGCCGCAUGUCUCGUCUACUCAACACACCAGCAGAGGGGCCUCCGUUCACCUGGUGGCUGGGCAGAGGCAAUGAGAAGCACACCUACUGGGGGGGCUCAGGGCCAGGUGUCCAGAAAUGUGCCUGUGGGAUCGAACGCAACUGCACUGAACCCAGCCACUACUGCAACUGUGAUGCAGACCAGAGGCAAUGGAGAGAAGAUUCUGGAAUCCUCAUGUAUAAGGAUCACUUGCCCGUCAGUCAGGUGGUGGUGGGGGACGUGCGGCGCUCUGGCUCUGAGGCCCGCCUCACUGUGGGGCCUUUACGUUGCCAGGGAGACCGUAACUACUGGAACGCUGCCUCCUUCAACACGCCGGCGUCCUACCUGCACUUCCCCACCUUCUCAGGGGAGACCAGCGCAGACAUCUCCUUCUAUUUUAAGACCUCGUCCACUUACGGCGUCUUCCUGGAGAACCUGGGCAACUCUGACUUCAUCCGCCUGGAGCUCAAAUCACCCACCACUGUCUCGUUCUCCUUCGACGUGGGCAACGGGCCAGUGGAGCUGACCGUGAGCUCGGCCGGCCCGCUCAACGACGACCAGUGGCACAGGGUGGAGGCCGAGCGCAACGUCAAGGAGGCGGCGCUGCAGCUGGACGGGCGGGACAGGGAGGUGCGCCUGGCUCCGCCCCAGGGACACACCCGCCUGCAGCUCUUCAGCCAGCUCUUCGUGGGUGCAUCAGGCGGUCAAAGAGGUUUCCUAGGAUGCAUCCGCUCCCUGAAGAUGAAUGGUGUGACCCUUGACCUCGAGGGGAGGGCUGAGGUCACGCCGGGGGUGAAGCCUGGCUGCUCGGGACACUGCAGCAGUUACGGCAUGCACUGCCAGAAUGGGGGGAAGUGCCUGGAGAAGUACAACGGCUACUCCUGUGACUGCUCCCUCACCGCAUUUGAUGGCCCUUUCUGCACUGAAGAUGUUGGUGGCUACUUUGAAAAAGAGACGGUGGUGCGCUACGACCUGAUGUCCGACCCUGGGGCCUCUGCUCUGAGGGACGGCAGAGGAGCCCUGUCCCCGCUGAGCGGCGAGGCCAACCUGACGCACGAGGAGCUCACCUUCAGCUUCAGCACCUCCAACUCCCCCAGCGUGCUCAUCUACGUCAGCUCCAGGACACAGGACUACCUGGCCGUCGUGCUGCGCCACAACGGCACCCUUCAGAUCCGUUAUAACCUCGGGGGGCUCAGAGAGCCGUUCACCAUCAGUCUGGACCAGCGCAACAUGGCCAACGGGCAGCCCCACAGCGUCAACAUCUCCAGACAGGGCAGGGUCAUCCAGCUACAGCUGGAUCAUUAUCCAUCAGUGAGUUACAUGUUACCAGAGGCUUCAGACACAGAGUUCAAUCUUGUCAAGACAAUAUUCCUUGGAAGGGUUUUAGAGACGGGUCAGAUUGACUCCGUGAUCAUCGAGAAGUACAACACCCCGGGCUUCGUGGGCUGCCUCUCCCGAGUGCAGUUCAACCGCAUCGCCCCUCUGAAGGCAGCGCUGCGAUCAGGUGCCUCCUCGACGGCUUCAGUGCAGGGCGUCCUCGUGGAGUCCAACUGUGGGGCGUCUCCUCUCACUAUUUCUCCCAUGUCUGCUGCCUUCGACCCCUGGCACCCAGAAUCAGCUGGUGCCCAGUUCCCUUUCAAUGAAGAGAGGGUGGGCCGAGAUGGGCUGAAUCGUGACUCUGCCAUCAUCGGGGGUAUCAUCGCCGUGGUGAUCUUCACCAUCUUGUGCACCCUGGUGUUCCUGGUCCGCCACAUGUUCCGCCACAAGGGCUCCUACCACACCAACGAGGCCAAGGGAGCCGAGUCGGCGGACUGUGCCGACGCCGCCAUCAUAGUCAACGACCCUGCCUUCACAGAGACUAUUGAGGAGAGCAAGAAGGAAUGGUUCAUCUAGGCAGAGGGUUCUGGAGUGUUCUGAGCUGAGCAGGACUGUCCACACAGGCAGGCCUAAAAAUAAAGUCUACUCAAUGAAUGAUCAGAGGAGCUGUACAGUCGGCUUGGGGGAAUUGCCCCCCUCGGACUUGGUCUGGGUACAGGCUGGCAUGUCUAUAAUGUAAUUAUGUUGUGUGCAAGUACAAGGAGUUCAGUCUACUCCACUAAACCAUUACAUGCACAUAGGAGGGCAUAUGUUUUUUUUUUUUUUUUUUUUUUUUUUUUCCUAAAACCAGACUUACAUCCAAAUACAUUGUGCAUUUAUCUCAUAUUUGAUUGUGGAACUAUCUGUGUUUAAGAUCAACAAGACACUUUUGAUAGAGCAUUGCAAUUGCUUUACAGACAUAAAUGCACCACAUUGCCUGUGUGAGAAUUAGCAUAAUGCAAACAAAUUAUGUUUAUUUAUGUUACAGACAAUGACAUUUGAUUGUAUUUAUAAUGGGCCCUGUAGUUAAUAUCUCCAGGAAGAUCGAAUGUCAUGUUAAAAAGACAAUAGUUUUUCAGUUUUAUCAUACAUUUUAAGAUACUCCCUUUCAAGUUACCAAAAUUCAGUGUUCUCUAGUCCAUGAUUGUUGUACAUGUUUUGCUGAAUUGUUGUGUACUGUGGUGAUUGUACUGAUAUCACCAUGACCACAUAGACAACAUUCAAGUGACAAUUUCAUUAAAAAUACCUUUUCAAAAAAACUAUAACCGCUCUUCAGGUACGUAAGACGUAGGCUAGUGUUAGAUGUUGGUGCCGGUGUGAACAGUAACAAUGGCAUUUCAAUUUAAUACCAUACCACUUUAAACAUUCCACACAGCAUGUUUCAUUAAACCAAUAAUAACAAUAAAAGUGGUAGUGAUAACAAUAAUAAUAAUAAUGACUCUGCCAAAUCUUUAGGCCAUGUGCUUUAACUGGAUUGAACAAACACAUUUGAGUAUGAGUAAGCACAAGCACAUUAUAAUUAACAUGCAGCUCCACUGCCCUUUUUGAUACAAUAAUGUGCUCAAAAGGGUGCCAUUUUCUGGACAGCAAUUUUCCAACAUUACCACAAUUUAGCAUUACCGAUUUCAUUUGAGACCUGUACAAUUUAAACUUACAUUUAUAAAUGCUCUUUAAAAGAGAAAUGUUUACAGCACAUUUUUACAUGAAAUUUCCAGUUGAACAAUGAUAAUACAUGUAUGGUACCUCUGCACAUGUAUAGACAUUAGGUUUCAGUUAGAAUAUUUGCUGUACAAUGAUCAUUUUUCAGCACCCUAAUCUUCUAAAAGCACAAUUUUAAUCUUUAAAAAGUUUGCUCUUGACAUACAUGUUCUAAACAUAAUAUAAUCUAUACAAUCAAGUUCAAAGGGGUCACUCGAGUUAUUAUGUAGAGUAGAGACUCAGUCAGCUUUUUGAUGCAGUUAUGUAAAAUAUUGGCUAACGUUCAGGGAAACAUGCAGUAAAGGAUAUGUGGUCCACUCUUGGUUGGGAGAUUGGACAUUACUCACUGACUGGCUUCAGUUCUAAGGCUCUUAUUAAAACAAUAUAGCUGUCAACAACAACAUGAACUGCAGUGGUUGUAACUCAAAAGCGUAUAAUCCACAACAAAACCACAUUGAUCAUAGUCAACAUUUUGCUUGUCAGACUCAAACCGUAAAGAUUUAAUUUAUGUCAUUAAAACCCUCAUUGCAUUGUCUGAGAAAACAAAUCACUGGCAUUACCACUAGGCCUAUUAGACACCAACAUCCAACAAUUGCUUUAGUUGCGUAACCUGAGCAGCAACUGACAAAAUGAAAUAUAUUGUCUGACUAAAUCCUUUUAAAGUGCCUCUGGGAUUUAGCAUACUAUAAUGACAAAAACAUUGACAUGUUUUGUAACAGAUUAUGUGGUUGAAAUUCAGGAUAAGUUGUUUGAUUUUCCAGCCUAUUCAGGUUUCCAUCUUAAAUUUAAAGGGAGAACUUUUAGGAGUUAUCAGCUAAACUUUUAUUGUGUUUCCGUUGAAUGUACUGCUAUUGUUGAACGUCAUCUUCAUUUGCUAAAAAUGGCUCAUGCCUGAAGUUAAUUUUCACAAUGCCUUCAUUUUUUGUGCUAUUGUCGUGACCAAUUAUUUUUGGAACAUUUGUUGUCUUUAUCAUUAAUAUAAUAUUUCUCUUUGAUGCUCUAUGGCUGCUGCAUUUGCCUGCUCCAAUUUAGUAGUGUUUUUUAUAAUUAUUUUGGCAAGCAACACAGCAACAACAAUGAAUAGCAAACGAAUUCAAGAAUUCCCCACAUUUAUUCAGAGCAUAGCCUACAAAAAUGUAAACGUGUCAGUAUUAUUUUUAAAUCACAAUUGUUUUUCAUAAGCUCAUUGAAAUGGGAUAUGGUCGUCACUGAUAAUAGAGGAUGGAUUGAGAUCCACAGUGAGAGUAUUACUGAUGCUGAUUGUUUGUUUGUUUGUUUUUUCCUUUCUUUUAUCGUAUGAAUGUGAAUAAGUCACUAUAAUGAAACCAUAACACAUAUCAAUAAAUAUCAGAACUCUUUCUGUUUUGAUAAGAAA